Molecule: messenger RNA, 1920 nt
Organism: Apaloderma vittatum (bar-tailed trogon)
Lineage: Eukaryota; Metazoa; Chordata; Aves; Trogoniformes; Trogonidae
Product: ATP-dependent DNA helicase Q5-like
Exons: 13
Coding region: 1-1920 (639 amino acids)
Source: RefSeq, a predicted model, not a curated record
AUGAGAUGUCGCCACGCUGCCAUAGCAAAGUACUUUGGGGAUGUCACCCCACCUUGUAACAAGUGCUGCGAUUACUGCAAGAACCCAGGGGUGGUGAAAAGACAACUGGAGUCCCUGGAGCGCUGCAGCAACAGCUGGAGCAAAACCUGCAUCGGGCCCACAAGUUCCUCCUGGGAUAGCUAUGACCCCGAGCUGUACGAAGGCGGGCGCAGAGGCUGCAGAGGUUUUAGCAGGUAUGAUGAAGAAAGUAGCGGGAAUGGGGAUGAAGCCAAUGAGGAGAGUCGGAAACGGGAGUGGGACAACUUCUACAAAAAGCAGAUGAGUCUGCGCAAAGGCAAAGAACCAGAAAAGGAAGAUUUUGUUCCUCCAAGUGCAGACUGCCCCUUGAAGGAUGCCUCCAGCAGGAGAAUCUCUAAGCUCACAGUGAAGGGGCGGGAACACUGUUUGAAGAUGCUGGAAGAAGCUCUGAGCUCCAAUCAAAAGGUUCCAGCAGCAGGAGGAAAAGGGUCAGACCCUCAUGCCUGUGCUGUGGAGCUGGAGUAUGAAGCUUUCCAAGCCAGUAAAAUGGCCAAUUCCUACAAGGCAUCUGUGCUUAAGAAGGUAGCAGAAAUCAACAGAGCCUCAAAACAAGGAGAGUUGUUCUCAGUUGUUGGGUCUGGAACUGGUGGCAACAGCAGCUUAGAAACAAAAUCUGGGUCUCCAGCAGAAGAGAACUUCCUCCCUGCAUCCCAGGUGUAUUCGUUCAAACCCAAGCGUGUGGGAGCAGGAUUUCCAAAGAAAUCUAGCUUGUUUCAGACAGCGUCAGAGCUGCUGAAGACUCAGGAGGAGAGUGACGUAAAGCCUGUCAAGAAAGAAGUAGGUUGCACAAAUGGGCAAGGCAACUGUAACUGCAGUCUGGAACUGGACACCAAAAAUGUUGUUCUCCAGAAGAAAGAAAUAGGAACCAAAGCAAUGUGUGAGAGUGCUGGGGUAGAAGUCCUCCUUCCUGAGAAUAAGGGACAGCAACUCAGUCCAGACACAAAAGCUGCCCUUUUGGAGAGCCCGGCUAAGAAGUCCAAACCUAGCAAGAAACAGCAAAUGCUCGCAGAAGCAGCUAAAAAAGAAUCACAGGAUAUUUCCAAAUUUUUCUCCCUCCCCAAAGGUGGGUCUAAAGGCAAAAGUUGCAGCUCAGCAAAGGAAAAUGGCUGUUCUGCAAGCACACUACCUCAGGUUUCUUCUCAAACCAUGUGUGAAGAGAAACAAAUACCUCAGGAAAACAAAGAUGUCUUGGGAGAAGAUGUGACUGGACAGUCCCAGGCAGAGAAUGAAGAACUGGGAGACACAGAAGUAACACUGACUGAGAGAGAGGAGGAUUUUAAGACCCAGCAGGCUGCUGAAUCUGAAAUCCUUCAGGAAGAAAUGGAUGUAAAAUCCAGUGUCGCUGAAAAUGUCACAGAAGCUGAGCUAACUGUUGUUGGGGAAGGUGAGAGCGGGAAGCGACCAGUGUCAGAUGAGGAUACGGAAAGACCUGCAACGAAGCGGCUACGGACAGUGGCAAAAUCUUCUAUUCUGUCCCAGCCAGAAAGCAAAAGUGUUGGUUCAGCAAAGAAGAAGGUGACUUUUGAUCCAAACUUAUCACAGUGUGAUAAAGAAGCAACCAACAAGACUGUACAGCCAGUGACCAAAGGCGCGUCCCUCAAAGAGACAGCAGACAUCGUUGUCAAAUAUUUGACCCCAUUCUACAAGGGGGGCAAAUUUGCUUCCAAGGAUCUGUUUAAGGGCUUUGCUCGGCACUUGUCUCACUUACUGACUGAAGAGAAGAACCCUGCCCGCAAGUCUGUGAAGGAGGAAGCACAGAGACUCAUCAAGGAGUUUUUCAAAACAAGGGUCAGGUGUGAGAGCGAGACAGACUGGCAAGAGCUGCAAAGCUCAGAGAGCUGA